UCACACUCGAACGAGACGAAGACGACGACGACGCAACUUGUAGCAGUAAAAAUAUUUAUACGAUAUUGCCGUGUUUAAACGAUUUAACCAAACUAAAAAUUAUUUAAACUCAAAGUGAAAAUGUGAACGUUGUGUUUGCUUUCGAAAUGACAUCAAUUUAAAAUGCAUUUCAACGCAAUAGCACUCUGUGAAAAUUUCGUACAGGCAAAAAAGAGCCGAUUUUUAGUGGAAGAAGAAGCAGCAGCCGAACAGGCAGUAAAAGCAAUCGUCGAAUACACGGACAAAGCGUACGGCGAAUGAAAGGCAUGUGAAGAGAAAACUUGCAAAAAUUAAAGCAGCAGCAGCAACAACACAGCGGCGGCAGGCAAAAAAGUGUGUUUAGAAAAGAAAUUAAAAACACACGAACAUAUACAUACACACAAUCAUGCAAAACGAAUAAACACACACACAUAUAAAUACAAGAGAAUUGGUGCAAAAGCUAAUAAUAAAAAACGAAGUAAAAUUGCGCGCGGUUUAAUAAUAAAUAAUUAUAUGUAUGUGCGCAAUACAUGUGAAGAGCCGGGGAGCCGCUAAUACAAAUACGAAUACGAAAAAUCAAUGAUUGUAAUAAAAUUCCGUAUUCUCGCUAUCGCUCCUCCCUCUCGCCCUGCCGCUCUCUCACUCGCUCCCGCUCUCUCUGCCUCUCUCUACUCUCUUUCGCGAGCGCAGCAGCAGCAGCCUCUCGAAUGGUGUGUUUGUGUUUCUUGUUGAUUUUGUGAUAAAAUUGCAAUCAGCAGCACACGACACUCGCCAAAAUAAUAGUAUUAAAAGUAUUAGGGCGUUCACAAUACGACACAUAGCCAAAGCCAACAGUAAACAACAAAGUGGUUGUGCAAGAAGAAGCAGCAACAAUCAGGCAAAAAAAUACCUGAAAAAAAUAAACGGUAAAACGAAGAAGUGGCGACAUACACACGCACACACGUACGGCGAGAGCGCGCUAAAAAGUUUAUUAACUAAAAUCUGAAAAGUAAAGGCACACCACGGUGCGUUUCGUUCCCCAUUCGCAGAAAUAUAUAUUUUAUUAAAAAUGGUGGAAGUAAUAGAGCGGCGGAGAACGGCUGCGUGAGCCAAAGCGCGGCCAAUUAAAAAACAACAACAGCACAGCAGUAGCAGCAGCCGCUAAAGGAAAGAAGAAGACGUCGACGACGAAGAAGCUGAAGCUGAAACAACCGAAGAGGAGGAGACAGCAAGAGCCUCGAAAAGUACAUAAAAAAAGUAUAAAAAUUUAAAUACGCUCGAAGUCGGUAGACAAAAAGCGAACUAGCGACGAAAGAGAGGCGAGAAAACCCAAACUCCGAAAUCAGACAACCACCUUACCCAGCGCAACAAUAGCAACAACAUCAUCAGCAGCGCAACAACAACAAAGCGCAACUACAGCCAACAACCAACAUCACACAAACAAAAAUGUACGGCAAAUCAAAGACAUCGGCGGUUCCAUCGGACGCCCAGGCCCGCGAAAAGUUGGCCCUGUACGUGUACGAGUAUCUGCUGCACGUUGGAGCCCAGAAAGCGGCACAGACAUUCCUCUCGGAGAUCCGAUGGGAGAAGAACAUAACGCUGGGCGAACCGCCGGGAUUCCUGCACACCUGGUGGUGCGUCUUCUGGGACCUGUACUGUGCGGCGCCAGAGCGCCGGGAUCAGUGCGAUCACAGCUCGGAGGCCAAGGCCUUCCACGACUACGGCUUUGUUAGCUCCGGCUACGGAGUGAACGGAAUUGGACCCGGAGGACCCCACAAUGCUGGCGGACCAGCGCCCAGUCCCCUGGGACAAAUGCCGCCCGGCGGCGAUGGCGGUCCAAUGGGUCCCGGCGGACCAAUGGGCCCGAAUUUUUUCCCGAACUCGACGAUGCGACCAUCGCCACCGACGCACGCCUCCAGUCCGCAGCCGCCGCCGUCGCAAAUGAUGCCAGGCCAGCCACCGUUCAUGGGCGGACCCCGAUACCCGGGUGGACCGCGGCCCGGCGUGCGUAUGCAAGGCAUGGGCAAUGAAUUCAAUGGACCUCCCGGCCAGCCCAUGAUGCCCAACAGCAUGGAUCCGACACGGCCGGGCGGAGGGAUGGGACCGAUGAAUCCGCGCAUGAAUCCGCCCCGUGGUCCUGGCGGCAUGGGACCGAUGGGCUACGGCGGACCAGGUGGGAUGCGCGGCCCAGCACCGGGACCCGGAGGAAUGCCGCCCAUGGGCAUGGGCGGAGCGGGCGGAAGACCGCCGCAAUGGCAGCCGAACGCUUCGGCGCCACUGAAUGCGUACUCGUCAUCAUCGCCAGGAAACUAUGGACCCGGUUCGAAUGGACCGCCGGGACCGGGAACGCCCAUAAUGCCGUCGCCGCAGGAUAACACACAAGGCGGACCAGUGGGCGGACCCGGCGACAGCAUGUACGCCCUGAUGAAACCCGAGUUCCCGAUGGGCGGAGGGCCGGAUGGCGGCGGUGGAGGAGGAGGUCCCGGCGGAAUGGGGCCGAUGGGCGGCGGGCCAAAUUCAAUGGGCCCCGUACUUAAUGGCGGCGGUGGACCCGACGGGUCCGGUUUGGAUGGCAUGAAAAACUCGCCGGCAAACGGAGGACCUGGGACGCCGCGCGAAGACUCUGGCAGCGGUAUGGGUGAUUACAAUCUGGGCGGAUUCGGCGGACCCGGCGAGAACGAUCAAACGGAAUCGGCGGCCAUUCUCAAAAUCAAGGAGAGCAUGCACGAGGAGGCCAAGCGGUUCGAAAAAGACACAGAUCAUCCGGACUACUUCAUGCCAUAACAACAUCACCAGCAACAGCAGCAGCAGCAUCAGCAGCAUCUCAACACGGUGGCAGCCGCUGUGGCAGCUGUGGUGGCGGCUGCGGCGUCCAACGGAUCGGCGGCGGGCAGCUCCUCGGCCGCUUCCAUUGCGGCUGCUGCUCUUGGGGCCGCCGCCUCCAAUCUGCUCAGCAAUGGCAACAACAAUUUCUGAAGGCGAAGACCACACGCAACACCACAACACACGGCAAAUAAGAACGCGGUAGUAGAAAUCCUUGAUACAUAAGCAUAAAGUAAUUAACAUUUAACGCAUGUAUGAGAAAUAGAAAAAGCGAAACAAAAAAAGAUAAAGCAAAGCCCUUAAAUAUAAUAGACUAAAGCAGCAAAUGUAAAAUUGUGAAAGGAUCAAACGGGCGCAGAAGCUUUCUGUUGCCACUGCCACUGCCCUUAGUCCUGGAUUUCUCGCUGUUGAUUUUAGAUUAGUUCGUUUCGUUGUUGUAUUCUAUGCUUAACUUUAGUUUUCGAUCGAAAAUUUAACUCGUAAAAUGGCACUGAAACUCAGGAGGAGGCCGCAGGGCAGUGGCGGUCAGAAUAGAAGUGUUUUCCGGCAAAACUUGAGAUAAUACUGAAAAGUAAAGAAAACAAAACCAAGCAACAAAAACAGUAAUCGUAAUGAACAAACAAAUGCGGCCGAGCUUCUGUAAGUCGGACUAAAACCAUGUUCGCCUUAUAGACGUUCGACUGUAUGCUUAAAGUAAUGUUAAACAUGUAUGCAACAAGUUUAGUGAGCCUUGUGUUUAGUUUAGUUGUUGCAAGCACUCACCUUACUGCAACUCCCAAGAUCCAUUCGCCUGUCCCCUAAUUAUACCCAUUCACUUGCUUAUAUAGAAAACAGAUACAGACUACAUAUUCGCAGAUCGCAGAUCAAUUGUUUUUAAGCAAGGCAGCAAAUCGAAAGCAUGCAUAUGAAUGGAAUAAUUAUAAUGAUAUGCAUAAUACCUAGUUGAGUAUAUAGUUAGCAUUAUUGGACUUGUAUAUGGAUAGUCUGUAACCACACUCAUUCACAUGCACUCAUCUUGAACUGCGCUCCAUUUUGCAGAAUGGGCAAUGUCUAGAUCGUUUCGCUUGGCCCAAAUUUUAUUCGUUUUCAAUUCUCAUUGUACAAAUUGUAAACUCGGCACUUUGUGAUCGUUUCCUUACGCUUCUAUUCAGUCUGCCGUCUGUGUUUGUUUGGUUGCUCGUUCAAAACGUAUUUGUUGUAUUGUUUUGUGUCUUUUUGUCUCUCCCAUUUGUCGUAUGCGUUUGUAUGUAUUUAUGUAUUUUAACCAAACAACUAAUAUGUAAAUCGUUAUUUAAGUUCCUUCCAACGGCGAGCAAUACCACUUGUAUGAGAUGAGAUAUAACACGAUAUGUACGAUUUUCCUCACUUUGGAGAGCGGCAACAGUUUGCACUCGUUUCGAUUUCCUCACGGCAUUGUGUGUGCAUUAGGGCAGCGAAUGAAAAUUAUAUGAAAAGCUAGCUAUAUGUAAACAUUAUAUAUAGACAGAACAGAAACAGAUACAGAUGUAGCCUAUUGUAUGCACUAAUUUAUUGCAAAAUAGCUACGCGCAUAACUAUAAGAUUUAGCUGUUUAAUAUGCAUAUAAAGUAUAUAUUAUAUAUUUCGUAAAGGCAGCAGAAGCAGCGACAAUUGUAGAAACAUACCCUAAUGAAAAGUUUACUUCAAAAUAUCACACUUAACUUGAAUGCUGUACAAACAAAAGUCGUAAAGUGCAUAAUAUAUAAAUAAAUCUAAUAUACACACUGUA
Drosophila teissieri is the source of this 4567-nucleotide messenger RNA. It is a transcript of the gene Ssdp, whose product is annotated as single-stranded DNA-binding protein 2. The transcript is spliced from 2 exons. Lineage: Eukaryota; Metazoa; Arthropoda; Insecta; Diptera; Drosophilidae. Gene Ontology annotation, cellular component: nucleus. The record is from RefSeq and is a predicted model, not a curated record. The coding region runs from base 1444 to 2781 and encodes 445 amino acids. Gene Ontology annotation, biological process: positive regulation of transcription by RNA polymerase II. Gene Ontology annotation, molecular function: protein binding; single-stranded DNA binding.